CCCGUCCCCGUGGGGCUAUGAAGCCCUAGAGCCCCCCCGGGCCGUAGCAACCGUUCGCCGCCAGCAUGUUCGGGCGCUCCCGGAGCUGGGUGGGCGGCGGGCACGGGAAGGCCGCCCGCAGCAUCCACUCCUUGGACCACCUCAAGUACAUGUAUCAUGUUUUGACUAAAAAUACAACAGUAACAGAUCACAAUCGCAACCUGCUGGUAGAGACUAUUCGUUCUAUAACAGAGAUCCUUAUAUGGGGGGAUCAGAAUGACAGCUCAGUAUUUGACUUUUUCUUGGAGAAGAAUAUGUUUGUUUUCUUCUUGAACAUCUUGCGUCAGAAGUCUGGUCGUUAUGUGUGUGUACAGCUUCUGCAGACUCUGAACAUCCUUUUUGAGAACAUCAGUCAUGAAACAUCGCUGUAUUACCUGCUCUCCAAUAACUAUGUAAAUUCUAUUAUUGUCCACAAAUUUGACUUUUCUGAUGAGGAGAUCAUGGCAUAUUACAUAUCAUUUUUGAAAACUCUUUCCCUGAAACUCAACAAUCAUACUGUACAUUUCUUUUAUAAUGAGCACACUAAUGAUUUCGCUUUGUACACUGAAGCUAUUAAAUUUUUUAACCACCCAGAAAGCAUGGUCAGGAUUGCUGUUAGGACUAUAACUUUAAAUGUCUACAAAGUGGACAACCAACCUAUGCUGCAUUACAUUAGAGAUAAAACUGCUGUCCCUUAUUUCUCCAACCUUGUUUGGUUUAUUGGAAGCCACGUGAUAGAACUGGAUAACUGUGUGCAGACUGAUGAAGAGCACAGAAAUAGGGGCAAACUGAGUGACCUGGUAGCAGAACAUCUUGAUCAUUUACAUUACCUUAAUGAUAUCCUUAUCAUUAACUGUGAAUUUUUAAAUGAUGUGCUGACAGACCACCUACUUAAUAGGCUCUUUCUUCCCCUCUACGUGUAUUCAUUAGUAAAUCAAGAUAAGGGUGGAGAGCGGCCAAAAAUAAGUCUCCAAGUUUCUCUCUAUCUUCUUUCUCAAGUUUUUCUAAUUAUACAUUAUGCCCCUUUGGUGAACUCAUUGGCUGAGGUUAUACUUAAUGGUGACCUCUCGGUGUUUUCUUCUAAAAUUGAGCAAGAUAUACAGAAAAACUCAGCAAAGUCGAGCAUCAGAUGUUUCAUAAAACCAACAGAAACACUUGAGAGGUCUCUUGAAAUUAACAAACAGAAGGGGAAGAAGAGGGUGCAGAAAAGACCCAACUAUAAGAAUGUUGGUGAAGAAGAUGAAGAGGAGAGAGGAUCUGAAGAUAACCAAGAUGACCUAGAUAAAACUAAAGGUACAGAAGCGAGUUCAAAGGGCAUCAGAACAAGCAGUGAAAAUGAAGAAAUAGAGAUGGUAAUCAUGGAGAGAUGUAAACUGUCAGAAUUGUCUAUCUCUACUGUGACAGAACAGAAUACAACAGAUGAAGAAAAGAGUGCAGCUGCCUCUGGGAGUGAGAUAACAAACUGGAACAGGCCUUUUCUUGAUAUGGUCUAUAAUGCACUGGACUGUGCUGAAGAUGAUUACUAUGCCCUCUUUGUGCUCUGUCUUCUAUAUGCAAUGUCACACAACAAAGGAAUUGACCCAGUCAAGCUGGAGAGAAUUCAACUUCCAGCUCAACAUGCUGAAGAGAGAAAUUCAUAUAAUCAUGUACUUGCAGAAGGGCUUAUCAGGAUAAUGAAUUAUGCUGCACAACCAGAUGGAAAAAUCCGUUUGGCAACUUUAGAACUUGGCUGCCUGUUGCUGAAGCAGCUUGUGUUUUCUAAAAAUGGCAGCAUCAUAAAAGAUGUUCACCUUGCUUGCCUUGAGGGUGCGAGGGAAGAAAGUGUUCAUCUCCUCCGUCGUUUCUAUAAGGGAGAAGAAAUUUUUCUGGAUAUGUUUGAAGAUGAAUACCGGAGUAUGACAAUUAAACCCAUGAAUGUAGAGUACUUGAUGAUGGAUGCCUCAAUCUUGUUGCCUCCAACGGGGACACCACUGACUGGUAUUGAUUUUGUGAAAAGAUUGCCUUGUGGAGAUGUGGAAAGAACACGAAGAGCAAUCAGAGUUUUCUUUAUGCUCCGUUCACUAUCACUGCACUUGCAAGAUGAGCCAGAAACUCAGUUACCACUCACAAGGGAGGAAGAUCUGAUAAAGACAGAUGAUGUUCUUGACUUGAACAACAGUGAUCUCAUUGCUUGUACAGUCAUAACAAAGGAUGGUGGUCAAGUUCAAAGAUUCCUGGCUGUGGAUAUUUACCAGAUGAGUUUGGUUGAGCCAGAUGUUGCCAGACUCGGAUGGGGAGUAGUUAAGUUUGCAGGCCUUUUGCAGGAUAUGCAGGUGACAGGAGUAGAGGAUGACAGUAGAGCUCUAAACAUAAUAAUUCAUAAGCCUGCCUCAAGCCCUCAUUCUAAGCCCUUCCCUAUCCUUCAAGCUACAUUUAUUUUUUCUGAUCACAUUCGCUGCAUUAUUGCAAAACAACGUCUUGCAAAAGGCCGCAUCCAAGCUCGACGUAUGAAAAUGCAGAGAAUAGCAGCUCUCCUGGAUCUUCCUGUUCAGCCUUCAACUGAAGUUGUUAUGGGUUUUGGACACAGCUCUGCAGCUACAGCUCAACACCUUCCAUUUAGAUUUUAUGAUCAGUCACGACGUGGUAGCAGUGAUCCUACAGUGCAACGCUCUGUUUUUGCAUCUGUUGACAAAGUUCCAGGCUUUGCUGUAGCCCAGUGUAUAAAUCAGCACAAUCCGUCACCACUCUCAUCACCAUCACCUUCCAGUGGCAGUGGGAGUACAGGACGCUGUGAUUCAGUGACUGCAAGCUCAACAUCCACUCCUGCUGUACAGAGCCCAUCAGGUCUGGCAGGAAAGGACGUCGGCGGGUGUUUAGUCUGUCGGAGGCUGACAGUCACGGUGGACACUGGGUUUAGGUCUUCAAGCAGCAGCUGCAACAGAAACUCGCGCAAUAUCAAUUCAGAUGAUGCUUCAGCUCCAGAGCAGCCUCAGAUGACCAUUUCUGGUCAAAUGAUGUUGACUGAUGAAACUCUUUCAGCUGUCUCAAAGUCUAGCAAGAAUGCUGUAAAAAACAGUGACAUAGAAACAGCAAACCUGUCUCCUAGCCUGAUUCCUGCACAGCAGCCCACAAUAUCAUUAAUAACAGAUGACAAUACAGAUGCACUAAGUGUAGAGUCGCUUACACUGGUGCCACCAGUUGAUCCACACAGUAUUCGAACAUUCAGCUACAUUCCUCAGUCCUCUUUGCAAUCUGAAGUUUGCAAGGUGAAAGAGGUGGAGGAAGAAUGUUCUGACUAAAGCCAACCUGCAGACUGUGACAAACA
Messenger RNA from Harpia harpyja (harpy eagle), 3322 nucleotides. It is a transcript of the gene CLEC16A, whose product is annotated as C-type lectin domain containing 16A. The transcript is spliced from 24 exons. Gene Ontology annotation, cellular component: endolysosome membrane; late endosome. The record is from RefSeq and is a predicted model, not a curated record. The coding region runs from base 66 to 3296 and encodes 1076 amino acids. Gene Ontology annotation, biological process: endosomal transport; regulation of autophagosome maturation; endosome to lysosome transport. NCBI's taxonomy places the organism in Eukaryota, Metazoa, Chordata, Aves, Accipitriformes, Accipitridae.